Molecule: messenger RNA, 531 nt
Organism: Vittaforma corneae ATCC 50505
Lineage: Eukaryota; Fungi; Microsporidia; Nosematidae
Exons: 1
Coding region: 1-531 (176 amino acids)
Biological process (GO): ribosome assembly
Cellular component (GO): nucleus
Molecular function (GO): RNA binding
Source: RefSeq, a predicted model, not a curated record
AUGAGAAUACUAAAACCAGAAGAAGAAAAAAAAGUCAUGGACAAACUUCAAUACUAUGUAGGAGAUAACGUCAAAGACCUACUUUCUGAGUAUAAUUUGAGACUUAAUAACCAACGUAUAUUUUUAGUAACGGAUGAAAUUCUCAAAGCAUGUUCACAGCUCGGGCGUGACCAGAUCGUUUCUUGUGGUGUUAUAUUGGGAAAAAUAACUAAAAAUGAAAAUUUUAGAGUUGCUAUUACUGCACUUCAUAUUCUCCAUAGAUAUGCCAACCAUAAGGUCUGGAUAAAGUCCUCUGCUGAAAUGAAUUUUUUAUAUGGAAACAAUGCCUUGAAAAGCCAUGUGCAUAAGGUUUCGGAGAAUAUUCCCUUGAAUGCUGGUGUCUUUGUAUAUAACUCACGUGACCUUCCACUUGGUUUUGGGGUAAUGGCAGUUAAUCCAACAUCAUACUCUAGGGCCAAUGGUGGAGAUCCUAUCGUGCUUACACAAGCUGACAAUGGAGAAUACAUCAGACACGAAAAGAAUAUUGUCUGA